GCGGGGGGGAGGGAAGGGCAAGAGCGCUGAGGAGAGGCCGGCGGGAGAGGCUCAGCAGGCCCCGAACCAUGAGGCGGCGGCGGUGGCCUGAGGAGGAGGUGGAGCAGCAACAGCAGCAGCCCUAAGGGGAAGCAAGGCUAGGCCCAAAAGCCCAGGAGGACGGAAAGAGAAAGAGGCGGGCGGGCAGGCCGGGCCCAGCCAUGGACAAUCAGUGCACGGUCCAGGUGAAGUUGGAGCUGGGGCACCGCGCCCAGCUACGGAAGAAGCCCACCACCGAAGGGUUCACCCAUGACUGGAUGGUGUUUGUGCGUGGCCCAGAACAAUUCGAGAUCCAGCACUUUGUGGAGAGGGUGGUCUUCCGGUUGCAUCAGAGCUUCCCUAAACCGAAACGUGUUUGCAAAGAACCUCCUUAUAAAGUGGAAGAGUCUGGCUAUGCUGGCUUCAUUAUGCCCAUUGAAGUCCACUUCAAAAAUAAGGAGGAACCGAAGAAAGUUUGCUUCACCUACGAUCUUUUCUUGAAUUUGGAGGGGAAUCCGCCUGUCAACCACCUGCGCUGUGAGAAGCUGACCUUCAACAACCCCACCAAGGAAUUCCGCCGAAAACUAAUCAGGGCUGGUGGGGUGGUGGUAAUGCCAGAAGGUGCCGAAACAGUGUCCAGGCCCAGUCCUGACUACCCCAUGCUACCCACAAUACCGCUCUCUGCCUUCUCUGAUCCAAAAAAGACCAAACCGCCCCAUGGGUCAAAGGAGGCCAACAAAGACAGCAGCAAAGCUUCCAAGCCACACAAGGUCACCCGGGAGCAUCGUGAGAGGCCCAGGAAAGACUCGGAGAGCAAAAACUCCUCCAGGGAUCUUGAAAGGGAGCCGGGUAAACCUGCGAAGGACUCCUCCAGGAAACCCACCGAGAACAAGGUGUCCAAGGAGGAGAAGACCCUCCCGAAAGCUGCUUUCAAGGAGCCCAAGCUGGCUCUGAAGGAGCCCAAGCUGGAGAACACGUCGCCAAAGGGUGGUCCUCCGCCGCCGGAGAUGAAGCCUUCCAGCAAAAGGCCCCCUGCGGUGGAGUCUCCAAAACCCAGCGCUAAGAAGCCGAAGAAGAGCAGCUCCAAAGGAGCCAAGACCGUCCCGGCAACGUCCCCUCGGACUUCCUCUUACGCCGAGAAGAAGCCAGCCAAGGAGAAGCCGAGCGCCAAAGUGGAGAAGAUGAAAACGGAGAGCGAAACUAAGGCGAUCAAGAAACCCAUGGAGGUGGCGGUGGCAGAGGACUCCAAUUCUGAGGAUGAAGCUUCUCUGAAGUCAGAGUCUGCCCCAUCCAGCCCUUCCAACUCCAGCUCCAGCUCCGACUCCAGCUCUGACUCUGAUUUCGAGCCAUCUCAGAACCACAGCCAAGGGCCUCUGCGCUCCAUGGUCGAGGACUUGCAGUCGGAAGAGUCUGACGAUGAUGACAGUUCUUCUGGGGACGAGACGGCGGUCAAGGCGGCUCCCAUCAGCAGGGAUGCGAGACUCAGCCACAGCGAUAGCGACAGUGACAACAGUGAGGACUCCUGCCUUCCGAGUCGGGAGCCUCCUCCCAACCAGAAACUACCCCCCUCUAACAAUAAGGUAACUGGGAGGAAGAGCCCAGAGUCCUGCAGCAAGCCAGAAAAGAUUCUGAAGAAAGGGACCUAUGACAAGGCCUACACUGAUGAGUUGGUGGAACUUCAUCGGAGGCUGAUGGCUUUACGGGAACGAAAUGUGCUUCAGCAGAUUGUAAAUCUCAUUGAGGAAACCGGACAUUUCAAUGUCACCAACACAACCUUCGACUUUGACUUGUUCUCCUUGGACGAAACGACCGUCCGCAAGCUGCAGAGCUACCUGGAGGCCGUGGCUACGUGACCCUUGGCUUCUGAAGCGGGACGCUUUUUUUUAAAACCAGAAUCCCUGUCUUUUCGGUACCAGGAAAUGGACUCGUGGACCUUGGCCGCCGCCUUAUCCUCUCGAUUCACCUGAAGCACUGCCUUAGGGAUCAGCCACGCUCUAGGAACACGCUGCUGCUGCUGCUGCCGCCGCCGCUUCUGCUGCUGCCGCCGCCACCAGCUCCUCCUCUUGGGCUUCAGCCGAGCGCUCGUCCUUGGCGAGCCUGUCCUCCUUCGCUUCAGAAGCUUUGCUUGGAACUGGUAGAGUAAAAGCUGCGCUGGUCCUAGCCGCGACACCGUGCUCUCCUUGGUUGUUUGGUUGUUGCUGUUUUUUUAAUUCCGGCUUUUUAAAUUUUAGAACGAGAUUCUCUUAUGUGUGUGUGUUUUUAAAAAAAAGAAUGCACGUUUGAGGCAUCCUAUUUUAAGUUCGGGAUAAAACUCAGCUGUCGUUUCUGCGCAGAACCUACGGACAUGAAAACAACCUGGCCUGCAGGCGUCGCAAGGCUUGGCGCCCCCCCCCUUGCCUCUUCCCGCUGCCUCACCCCAGGUCACAUGGAGAGACUUCCGAUCAGAUCAGGGCAGGCAUUGGUGCAGCCAAAUCACACGACUUGCCCAGAGGACAGCCACCCAUGUUGGGGCCGGUGGAGUAUUGUGGGGCGGGUUCUUUGUGCCAGGUGCAGCGGCGCCCCGGCCUGAACUUGCUCCUCCGCGUGUGGGACAAUUUCCGGAACGUACUUGCGCCCACUGACGGGCGCCUGCCAUCUCGCACUUGAGGCUUUCGAUGUGGUGCUGGAUCCAGUUCCCCAAACGAGCCUUUUUUUUUCCUUUCCCCCUGUUUGAUCUGCUUUAACUGUAAGGACUAUGUUACUGUACGCUGUCCUGUUCUGUCAUUCUCACGUACAUAUAUAUGAAUGACGUAUACCUCUAUAUAUGUCAUUUAUAUAUAUUUACAUAUAUAUAUAUAAGUGUAAGAAGGGCCUAAUCGGGUCUUAAGGUCUCAAAAGGGGGGGGGUGUAGGGGUUUUGCGUGGGAGGGCAUUGAUAUUUUGUUUCCGUUUCAUUUUUUUAAAGUUGCAGUGGCAGAUAGGGAGGGGGGGGUAAAGUACGGUUUGACCUGUUUCUUCAACAUACCUGUGGGCAGAUAAUUUUUUUGCAUAUGGAAACCAAGCAAAUAUCCUGAAGAUCUCUCUCCCCCCCCCCCCCGUUUCUCCAAAAGGGACAGAUCUGUGUUGCUCUUUCUUACUUUCUUCAUUUGCCAUCAGUGUUCAAAUAACUUUUUGCCAAAAUGCAUUACCACCAUUGCCGUUUUGCAAAGAAACGUCCCCCCCCCACCCCACCCCCCCGGUCAGUUUCUAUGAAAUCAGUUGGCCCAGGGGUGGGGAAGAGAUGAACUGACUCAGAGGAGCUUUCGCUUGAGAGUUUGUCUUUCUCCUCCUCUUUAUUUUAAAACACCUGCACGGUCACAAAGGUUUUGAAAACAAAACUUUGGCGGGUGCUGGACAACACUAAUUGGAAUAUUUGUCAGUAUUCCUUGCUUGGCUAAGUUUUUGUGCAUGGGGUGUAGGGGGUGUAGGGGGAAGACCCUGAAGUAUGCAGAAACUGCCCACCCCCCAGAUGCAAACACACACGUGGUUUUAGCAUUUUAGAGGUGCAGCUUACCUUCCAAACAAGAGUCUUAAAUCUUUUGCCAAAUGUUACAGGACUACUGAUGGUGGUGGUGAUGCUGUUUGUGUUGCGGCACAUGGGGUGGGGGGUUGGCCAGAAGAUUUUGCUUUGAGCUCUCUUAGGAGUCCUAAAGUGAGUGCACAGGGGCCCCUUGCGGAAGCGGUGUUUUUAAACCUGACAGUUUUAGUCUCUUCUGGGUUCCUUCCCCUCUCUUCCCCCCGCCUGCAAAAGUUACAACUAUUAUGUGGCAAUAAGCUGAUCUGCGUUAGGUCAUGUUGACCCCAAAUCCUAUUUUGAGCUUUCCUUUUUUUUAACUUCUUGUCCGUGUGUCUUGUUUGUCUUUAUAAGAUGCCAACUUCCAGAGCUGCUCUGUUGCAAUGACUCAGCUGUGUCUCAUAUCUGGCCAGUCGUUCUGAGCCUCAGAAUUUGGGAAAAUUCCAGAGAAGACUCUGCUGUGCCAACAGAAAAGAAAUGGAGAAUAGUAGGAGAGCUUUCUGUGCUUGUUGAGGUGCUUCCACUUUGAGUUUGAUGGGGGCGCUGCUAGUGGAGGGAGGGGGCUCAUGAGCCAUGGGCCCCUCGUUCCUUCUGAAAGUUCCCCAAGGGUUUCUGGGUGCCUAAUGAAUUGGGCUGAAAGGGGUUCCCAGUGUGGCAAAAAGUUACUACUACACCACUCUGUUUGUUACCCAGGCGAGGGACCUACUCUUAAAAUAAAACACAGAACCAAAUCUUACCACACUGGGCAGGAUGAUCGAAGAGACUACAUAACUUUAAACGUAACCCCUUACCCAGAGAUGAUUUGAGGUUAAUUAAUGGAGGGCGUAAUGAGGAAGCAAAUGGACCUUGAGCAGCAUCUGCCGGGGGAAAUGGAAUUGGGGUUAAAUGAGUUGAAGAGAGAAUCAUUUGGGAUGGGAUGGGAUGCAGUUUAACUGAAUUAGUUUAUCUGGGGCGUGCCUCUAGCUGGCUUGCCUCUAAAUUUGUGUGUAUACAUAUGUUUGAGCGCUUGUAUGUAUACGUAUAGAUAUAUAUACACCCACACACAUUUGUGCCCAUGCCCCCCGAUUUUUUUACAAGGACCUUGGCAACACCCCUGGAGCUCAGCAACGCUGCCUUGCUAUGCUUGGGGUAAGCAGGCAACAUGGAUGCUGUGCAGCCUCAGGAUGAGGCCUGAUUCCAGCCACGGGUACUGCAAGGCCUCCUUUCCAAAGCAAGAACAGGCAUUUGUCAACCCCCCUGCACAGCUCUCUCUCCGGCUCCCAAUGCCAGUAUCCAUUCAUUCCAGAUGUUGUGUCUUUGCGUUUGGAAGUUUCCUUGAGAACAAAAGGCACCCGAGAGGGUGGCGGAGAAGCCUUUCCCCUCCGUGCUUCCUCCUGGAUGUUGCCCCCCCCCCCCACCAGGCAGCUGCGUUCUUGGGUGAGCGAGAAGAGGUGGGGCUCUCUUGGGUCAGGGCAGCCUCUCCCGAAACUUAAGUAUUAAUCGCUCAGGGGGGUGCAGGGGGAGAAUGAACAUUUGCAAGAAGUUGGGGGGGGAGGUGUUUUCUUCCACUAUUAAAAAAUGUAUUUUAUAGAUUUUUU
Messenger RNA from Zootoca vivipara (common lizard), 5126 nucleotides. It is a transcript of the gene MLLT1, whose product is annotated as MLLT1 super elongation complex subunit. Gene Ontology annotation, molecular function: chromatin binding. Lineage: Eukaryota; Metazoa; Chordata; Lepidosauria; Squamata; Lacertidae. Gene Ontology annotation, cellular component: transcription elongation factor complex. The record is from RefSeq and is a predicted model, not a curated record. Gene Ontology annotation, biological process: positive regulation of DNA-templated transcription.